AUGGCCCAGACUCAGGAUCCGGCCCUGGGCCUGGCUAACGCCCACGUGAAGCGCUUUACAGCCAAGGUCGAGGAAGGCACUAUCUUUAAGUUGUCCCUCGGCUCCUUCUACACAGACCGUGCGCAUAACAUCGACGGCAAGCAUGUCAUUAAGGGCCUUGCCCUCGACUUCGCGAACGACCCGAAGGUACGUCCCGACGUUCGCUAG
Molecule: messenger RNA, 207 nt
Organism: Colletotrichum chrysophilum
Lineage: Eukaryota; Fungi; Ascomycota; Sordariomycetes; Glomerellales; Glomerellaceae
Exons: 2
Coding region: 1-207 (68 amino acids)
Source: RefSeq, a predicted model, not a curated record